Brettanomyces nanus is the source of this 420-nucleotide messenger RNA. It is a transcript of the gene GOT1, whose product is annotated as Golgi Transport. Bases 1 to 420 code for a protein of 139 amino acids. The transcript has 2 exons. NCBI's taxonomy places the organism in Eukaryota, Fungi, Ascomycota, Pichiomycetes, Pichiales, Pichiaceae. Gene Ontology annotation, biological process: retrograde transport, endosome to Golgi; endoplasmic reticulum to Golgi vesicle-mediated transport. The record is from RefSeq and is a predicted model, not a curated record. Gene Ontology annotation, cellular component: Golgi membrane; endoplasmic reticulum; Golgi cis cisterna.
AUGCUUUGGCUAUCCGAAUCUCAAAAAUUCGGUGUUUUCUUCACUGCCUCAGGAGUGGUCCUCUUCCUAGUAGGAAUAAUGGCACUAUUCGACUCGGCUCUUUUGGCCAUGGGUAACGUUCUUUUCGUAUUAGGACUUGUUCUUAUUAUUGGCCCUCACAAAACAGUCUAUUUUUUCAGUAGAACCGAAAAACUGCGAGGAUCUCUAUGCUUUCUAUUUGGAAUUCUUCUUAUACUACUUAAGCACUCUUUUAUAGGGUUCAUUAUCGAGAGUUUUGGAAUCCUCGGUCUUUUCGGUGAGUUUUUUGCUACUAUGGUGCAAUUUCUUAGAUCUUUGCCGUUUAUUGGACCCAUCUUAUCCAAUCCAAUUGUCGCUCCUGUUAUUGAUAAGAUGGCUGGAGUGAGGGUGCUACCGGUUUGA